Molecule: messenger RNA, 1858 nt
Organism: Anopheles coustani
Lineage: Eukaryota; Metazoa; Arthropoda; Insecta; Diptera; Culicidae
Product: glutaminyl-peptide cyclotransferase-like
Exons: 2
Coding region: 100-1122 (340 amino acids)
Molecular function (GO): glutaminyl-peptide cyclotransferase activity; zinc ion binding
Source: RefSeq, a predicted model, not a curated record
UCGCUGGACAAUCAGCACGUUUGUAAUCCGCGAGGAACGUACGGCCCCAACCGUAGCAGGAUCUAAUCACACCUCGUAGAUAUCAAUCAUACAGUUAAAAUGCCACGAGUUCAUACGUUCCUGUUUUUGAUAGUGAUUGCGUUCCUACAUUCCGAUGCCCAGACUGGCACCCCAAAGAAGGUGCAAACGCACCCUCCAGCGAUUGUUUCCACGAGUGGCCUACAGAGACUGGCAAACGCACCGAUGGACAAUUUACAGCAGGCCUUGGAGCAACUGCUCGUCGAGCGAGUCGUCGGCACACCGGGCCAUGAAACGGUGAAAAACUAUAUAAUCGAUCAGAUGAAGGCACUUGGGUGGACCGUAGAUUUGGAUGAAUUUGAUGACACAGCACCGAUCGUUGGAAAGCAGCGGUUUACAAAUAUAAUUGCCUCGGUCAACCCCGACGCGGAACGAAACCUCGUGCUGGCCUGCCACUAUGACAGUAAAUAUUUCCCCGGACAGAAGUUUAUCGGUGCAACGGAUUCGGCUGUGCCUUGUGCAAUGCUACUCUCAAUUGCUGCCUCCCUCAGUCCACUUCUCGAAACCAUGAAAGACAAAAAGGAUCUCAACCUGCAGUUUAUUUUCUUCGAUGGUGAGGAAGCCUUCCAGAGUUGGAGUGCCACCGAUUCAAUUUACGGAGCACGUCACCUGGCGGAACGCUGGGAGAAGGAAGAUCGUCUCAAACGAAUGGACGUCCUGGUCCUGCUCGAUCUGCUCGGCACCCCGGAGCCCAAUUUCUACAGCUACUUCGCGGAAACAGAGAACUGGUACGUGCAGCUGCUGUCGGCCGAGCGACGCCUGGAUGAGUUGGGCCAUCUGGAGAACUACAGCACUAGCAGUGUAUCCCCGACGCAACGCACCAUUGCCUACUUCAAACCACAUUCCUAUACCGCCCAUAUCGAGGAUGACCAUAUUCCGUUCCUCCAGCGUGGGGUCCCAGUCCUGCACAUCAUUCCUAGCCCAUUCCCAGACGUGUGGCACAAGCUGGAGGAUAACGGUGAUAUCGUUGACCUACCGACGGUGCACAAUUUGAUAAGAAUUUUCCGCGUAUUCAUUGCGGAAUAUAUUCACCUUCCCUUGUGACGGUUAAAAACGGAGUUGUAGGCCACGUGUUUAGGUAAAAUUCGCUUACGUCCAAAAUGUACUUAUGGUGCAUACCUAACUACACCCCGUGAAAUUGUAACUUGUUUUUUUUUAUUACCAUGAUUUUAUUGAAGUUUUGAAUCGAAGAAACAAAAACACCAACGAAGCACAAUCUUAAAAUUUUACCAAACGGAGCAUAUCGAAAAAACAACUAAUUGAAACCAUUGUGCAAUACACAACUAUUGUUGAUUCAACUGUAUUAACGACGUAAAAUUGAUUGUUGAAUAAAAAAUAUACAACACCGUUAAAAUGAUGUAUAAAAAAGAAUCAGUAAGUGUUUUUGAAGCACGUGUUUCCAUACAAAAUGGUGCAGCUGUUUAAAUUCAGAAGCAUGUUUUUCUUUCUUUCCGCUCCCCAUUUACACAUACUGACACGGCUAUUAACUAGGGCAAAAGGGUAACAAUAAGGGCUCGUGCAUUUUGAUAAAACUACGAUUUAUCAAGCGUGCAUUCGAUAGAAAAAUAGUUAAAUAUUCAUGCAUUAUCAUGAUGCUAUUGAAAUAAGUUUGUAAUAAUUUCCAUUCGAUGUCAGUAUAACAAUGUUAAUGCAUUUUUAUGCGUUUCAAUUCUUUCUUCAAUUUUACGAUCAUUUGCAAGAGCUAGUAGAAAAUUUAUUUCGUAUCAUAGAUGAGAUUAAAUGUUUCGGGGAGUUGGAAAUUGGAUAAAAAAAAUUAUUU